CCUCACGCGAUGGACGAAGGUGGCACAGGCGAUCCACGGCCAAUCCACGUCUAUAUAAACCAUCUUCGCGUCUUUGCCACCCUCCCCAACUUUGUUCCCUCCGUUCAUCUCUACCAUGGCGUCUCUUCUCUCUACUGCCACUCAAGCCGCACAUUCAGCCGCAGUCUCGCUCAUGACCGCGGCAGAGGUCAAGCCUGGCUCUACCAUCCCCACGAAAGUUCCGGUGAAGGAGGAGGAAGCAGCGAAAACGUUUACGCUUGAGGGAAUAAAGGGAAGAAACGUAUUUGUCGGUGUGCCCGGAGCGUUCACUGGGACGUGCAGUGCACAGAUCCCCGGAUACAUCAAGGCCUAUGACCAGUUCAAGCAGAAGGGCAUUGACAAUGUCUAUGUUGUUGCUGUGAACGACGUCUUCACACUGAAAGCAUGGAAGGAGCAACUCGCCCCCGGCGGAACGCCCAUUCACUUCGUCGCGGAUGAUAAGGGCGCGUUCGUUGGCUCCCUCGGCAUGCUCUUCGAUGCGUCGGAACUACUCGGUGCGCCGCGAUCGAAGCGUUUCGUGCUUGUGACUGAGGGCGAUACUGUCACUCACGUCGCCGUGGAGCCCGUCACGUCCCAGUUGACCAUCUGCGCAGCGGACAAGAUACUGCCUCUGCUCUAGACGAAAGACUUCCGUGUGCAGAAGAUUGACCAGACACAAGUGUAAUAUUAGGUAUGAAAGCGCAGAAUAGACUGCGUCGCAGGUGACUUCAGCUUCACGCAAUAAAUCACCAUGGGUGGUGAGUCAGGCUGUCGUUUCCAGAUCUCAGCGACAACCCCGGUAGGGAAGGGAAGGGAAACUAAACUUAGACAUUCCGGUAUUCACAUGCAGCAUACAGAAGAAC
Molecule: messenger RNA, 881 nt
Organism: Fomitopsis serialis
Lineage: Eukaryota; Fungi; Basidiomycota; Agaricomycetes; Polyporales; Fomitopsidaceae
Product: Redoxin
Exons: 5
Coding region: 116-658 (180 amino acids)
Biological process (GO): hydrogen peroxide catabolic process; cell redox homeostasis; cellular response to oxidative stress
Cellular component (GO): cytoplasm; cytosol; mitochondrion
Molecular function (GO): thioredoxin peroxidase activity
Source: RefSeq, a predicted model, not a curated record